Molecule: messenger RNA, 636 nt
Organism: Halteromyces radiatus
Lineage: Eukaryota; Fungi; Mucoromycota; Mucoromycetes; Mucorales; Cunninghamellaceae
Exons: 2
Biological process (GO): signal transduction
Cellular component (GO): nucleotide-activated protein kinase complex; nucleus; cytoplasm
Molecular function (GO): protein kinase binding
Source: RefSeq, a predicted model, not a curated record
GUACCAACAAUCAUUACUUGGUCUCAAGGUGGAAACAAUGUAUAUGUAACAGGAACAUUCAAUGGUUGGAAACAUAAAAUCAAAUUGAUUCAAAGUACGCAUGAUUUCAGUACAGUGUUAGAUCUACCUCUUGGGACCCAUCGAUUAAAAUUCAUAGUGGAUGAUGAAUGGAAAUGUUCAAAUGAUAUGGAAACAGCGACAGAUCCUGAUGGCAAUCUUGUCAACUAUUUACAAGUGAUAGAUGAAAAUGAUAUGGAAGAAGAUAUGAUGGAUGGUGGAUUAGCAACGCCUACGGAAGAAUAUACAUCCAUGAUUCCCAAAGAACUUUUAUUAUUAUCGGAAGCAAUGCAAGAAGACAAUGACGUGAUGGAUUCUCAACAAAAACGAGCCAUCUUGGAAUGGGAACGAAAAUUACCUCAACCCCCCACUUUACCUCCUCAUCUGGAAAAAGUCAUGUUGAAUGCUCAAGCUGUUAGUGAUGAAGAUAAUUCUGUAUUACCGGUACCCAAUCAUGUCACCCUCAACCAUUUAUAUGCUUGCUCUAUUAAGGAUCAUGUCAUGGCUUUAGCUACCACUACUCGCUACAGGAAAAAGGUAUCUUCAAAAAAAAAAAAAAAUGGGGUGUCAUGGAUUUGA